CCUUAACCGGCCCAUCCCUAAACCUUCCAUCAUCUCGCUCGACCUCCCUAGAAUGCAUUUCGUGCUCCCACGCCCGAAAGUUUUCGCCUUUCAAUCCCAACAUCAAUUUAAAGUUCCAACCUUUAUUCGUAUAAAGCUCUAAAACCCUUGUCAAACACUUGUUUCAUUGUCUAAUUGAAGGAAAUGAAGUAUGUGAAGCCACUGAGGUUACUGGGUGAUGCGUUGAAGACAAAAGUGUCAGUACCUGGUCGGUUUCUCGGGUUAGAUGUUGGUGAUAAGUAUGUUGGAUUAGCUGUUUCAGACCCUUCUAAUAUGAUUGCGUCUCCUUUGAGUGUUCUGCUAAGGAAGAAAACAAACAUUGACUUGAUGGCUACAGAUUUUCAGAAUCUGGUCAAAUCAUUUUCUGUGUCAGGCUUAGUUGUUGGUUAUCCUUUUGGCAAACUGAACAACGUAGAAGACGUCGUCACUGUGAAUCUUUUCAUUGAGGAACUUCGUAAAACCGAAAAACUCAAGGAUGUGAAGUACACUUAUUGGGACGAGCGUUUAUCAUCAAAGACCGUUGAACUGAUGUUGAAGCCUUUGAAACUGCAUCCAGUUCAAGAGAAGACAAUGUUAGACAAGUUUGCCGCUGUAGUUAUACUUCAGGAGUAUUUAGAUUACGCAAACAGGUAUGUAAACACUGAGCCAGAAGAGUGAAAGAGAAAGGGGCAAUAACAAGUUAGAUUGGAUAGAUGAGUAUGAUUUGUUGCAAUAUCCUAUAAUUAGCUAUAAGAGUUAGUUUUGGAUAAAUGAGUUUUUUUUUUGGUGAAAUUUAUCUCUGUGUACAGACAUAUUGCAUCAAACACAGUACUAGCUCUUACUUUUCUUUUGGCAGUGA
Molecule: messenger RNA, 877 nt
Organism: Brassica oleracea var. oleracea
Lineage: Eukaryota; Viridiplantae; Streptophyta; Magnoliopsida; Brassicales; Brassicaceae
Product: putative Holliday junction resolvase
Exons: 7
Coding region: 184-696 (170 amino acids)
Biological process (GO): rRNA 5'-end processing
Source: RefSeq, a predicted model, not a curated record